AUGUCUCGAUUUAUUCACCAUCAACCACGCGACACCGUGCAUCACCAACCGCAGCCAUCGGUGUCACGUGAACGGUCUCGUAGUCCCGGCUUGAACCCCUACGAGACCGUUCCGUGUCAGCCGUCGUCGUCGUCUGGAGUUCAGCCGGGACCAUCGGGUGCACAAUAUCAGCCACCAAUUCACAUUGAAGUUUCGGUAGACUUCACACGGCCAGAUGGACAGAGAACGAGGCCACUGUUGGUGGAGAACCGACGGCUAUAUGUUGAUGAGCAUUACAUAUCUGUAUGGAGCCCAGUUUUGAGAGCCUGGUGUGUGGAAUGUCCAGAUCGAGAGCUAAUCCUAGCCAAUGUCCAAUACGAACACGUUCUAGAGAUGCUAGAAUGCAUACACCCCACAUAUAAAGCUGUAGAUGAUCAAUCCGUGCAUAUUUUACUUCCGUUAGCUUAUGAUUAUCAGAUGGAAGGCCUCCUUCACCGCUGCGAAUGUUUCCUUAUCAGUCACAACCUGCCAUUUCUAGAAAAAGUAUGGAUAGCAGAUAGAUACAAAUUGAAUCGACUACUAGUUCUAUGUCUCCGAGAGAUGCGUCCAAAUAGCAAAGUAGAUCUUAAUGGAUCCCGUUACUAUGCACUUUCUGAUAGAGUGAAGGUGUUGCUUCUGGAACGGUUACAUGGAGCAGCGGCACCUGAAGAGAUUCUGGAGCCCCCAUUGGAUCUAGAACCUUAUCAGAGGCAAUCGGAUGUUAAUUUCGCUGCGGUUAGGGCUAAAACCGGUCGACUGUAUUAUGUGAAUCCGUACUACAUGGCUGCCUGGAGUAAUGUGUUUGAAGAGAAGCUGUGCAGUACUUCGAGCGGAGUUGAGGAAAUGUUCUGCCCGUGUACACAUGAAGAAUUGAAAGCCUUUCUAAUGGCCAUUCAUCCACCACAGUUGAGGAUCAAUGAAACCAACAUCGGCCCAAUUCUAAUGUCGGCGUGCAAAAUGGAAUCGCCAGCUCUUCUUCGGAAAUGCGCAAAUCUUCUGUUAUCUCCACACACCCAAUUGUCCGUAUUCGUCAGACUAUCCCUUCUCGACAGAUGUUUCCUCCAUGAGAUGUUGCCUCAGUGUUUGCAGAUGGUGUUGAGACCGGAGAAUCUGAUUCAGAUGACGCAGCAGACAACUUACGACUGCCUUUCCACACGAGCCAAAGCUGCUAUGAUGGACCGCCUAGGGAUUCUCUUGGACAAUCCCGGCCUACAAUCCCAUCACUGCUCCAGAUGCAAAGCCACGAAUACCUGUGGAGCGGUCACAUGGAUGUGUCCAUCCUGCAAAACCUACUCAACAGACACGAAUCUCGUUCGGAACACCAACACAAACAAUGUUUCAACGACGACGAAUACUGGAUACGGUGCCAAUGCCACAACCGUAGACAAAACCCAACAGGGUUACGGUACUACUUCGACUAUGAACACAGGAUACGGUAACGCUGGGGGUACAGUAGGUGGAUUCAAAUGA
Molecule: messenger RNA, 1488 nt
Organism: Caenorhabditis briggsae
Lineage: Eukaryota; Metazoa; Nematoda; Chromadorea; Rhabditida; Rhabditidae
Exons: 6
Coding region: 1-1488 (495 amino acids)
Molecular function (GO): protein binding
Source: RefSeq, a predicted model, not a curated record